CCCAGGCCCUUGCGGUAGGGAAUUCUCCGGAUUGAAGGCUCGCUGUACAGAUAAAAUUGUUUGUACAGCUAACUAUACACGCACCUGCGAAGGCCUCCAGGGCUGCUGUACGGGCGUCGUUGUAUCCGGAGAAGUCCCCACUGUUAGAGGUAGAUAACAGGAUUGGGCAAACUAUCGCGAAACGGCAGUGAGAGAGUCAGCCUUUUCUCCAACUUUGUCGCCGGUCGUGCCCGACACUGCCAUGGAUAGAACAACGAGUGCUUCAGAAGGAUGCGAGAAAUGUGCGAGAACUGCAAAGGCCAUUCAUGCCAUAGAGAAAAGAGCGAGGGUCUUAGAAACAAAUGGCCAGAGAGUGAUCGAUGUCAUCAUGGAUGACGAUGAUAAACCGGUGUUCGAGACGAAAACAGAUGUUGGCGACUAUCAGCAAGCAAAAAUAGCCAUGCGACUCAUCCAUCGUCACAUGGGGGUCCCUUACCUCCACUUCAACGCCCAAAUUGGAAGAUUGGAUCAAAGCAAACGGGAGAAGGAAUGUUCAACAUGCGCCGAGCUUCAAAUGAUAGGCUCGGUGGCUCUCGGGCGUUCAGGCGCCUAUCCGUCUAUCUCUUUACACUUUUGCGUUACUUCCGAUGUCUGGUACAUUCGAGCAUACGAGACGCCGCCGCUCCCCACGCUCUCUGGAAUGCGAAACCGGGAGGGCGUGCUCAAGGACUCGACAACAAUCGACAUUGCCCUUAACCGCAUUACCACUUCGGCAUUAUAAAAACACUUUUGAAGACUGAGGGUGAACGAGAAUUGGGUCAACUUUGACCAAGUGCUAACAUGGAUGCGUACUUGCGAUGCUCGUCAUGUUGGGGCUUGCCACACAAUUAUCGAUCCUAGGCUUCGCAUCGACCCACCUCAGCAUCUGAUCUUCAUCGAUGUCGCAAAUGCCUGCCUAGUUCGACGGCCUGGGAGAUGCAAGUAUGUAGCUUUGAGCUACGUUUGGGGCAAAAGUGGUACACCAUU
This is a messenger RNA of Trematosphaeria pertusa, 1005 nucleotides long. RefSeq lists its product as uncharacterized. The record is from RefSeq and is a predicted model, not a curated record. The coding region runs from base 242 to 760 and encodes 172 amino acids. The transcript has a single exon. Lineage: Eukaryota; Fungi; Ascomycota; Dothideomycetes; Pleosporales; Trematosphaeriaceae.